Molecule: messenger RNA, 3820 nt
Organism: Callithrix jacchus (white-tufted-ear marmoset)
Lineage: Eukaryota; Metazoa; Chordata; Mammalia; Primates; Cebidae
Gene: BTBD18
Product: BTB domain containing 18
Biological process (GO): positive regulation of transcription elongation by RNA polymerase II
Cellular component (GO): nucleus
Molecular function (GO): protein binding
Source: RefSeq, a predicted model, not a curated record
AACCGUUUCUACUAAGAAUACAAAAAAUUAGCUGGGCAUGGUGGCGCGUGCCUGUAAUCCCAGCUACUCAGGAGGCUGAGGCAGGAGAAUUGCCUGAACCCAGGAGGUGGAGGUUGCGGUGAGCUGAGAUUGCACCAUUGCACUCCAGCCUGGGUAAGGAGCGAAACUCCGUCUCAAAAAAAAAGCUGGACAUAAGCCUUAAGUCAGAAUACUCAGUUUGUUUUGGAAGGGGGAAAAUGCUUAACUCUCCUUGCUCCAUUGGUAGCCUGGUAAUUAACUAUACAAACCUAAAGGCCAAAUUCUUUGCCUACUGCGAGGGUCAGUCAGGCUCGCUUUGGUCAAGUACACCCAGCCGUGGUUCUGUGAGAGACCUUCUGGCAGAGUCAGAGGCUUCCCUUCUUUAUUGUGCACCCUCUGCUGGUGUGAUAGAGUGAGCUCAGAGAAAAGAAGAAGGUGCAUACAACUUAUUAGACAUGAUUUUAUACCCACUAUUGUUUCCUUAAAAGUGUUAAAUUGAAGAUGAUACCCAUGGAGCUGGGAUGUGGUGCUCAGGAAGAAUACGAGUAGUCAGCAUUGUAGCAGUUGAGUCUCAGUGGUAAUGGAAAUGAGGAAGCCUGAAGGAUAAUAAUAGCUGUACCAUUUAGGACACGGUAGUUAUUUUGUGCCAGGCACUUACUGUGCUAAGCAAUUUUACCUUCAUUGACUCAUUUAUUGUUUAACAACCCUACAAGGUAAGUACUAUUAUUCCCAUUUCAUGGAUAGGAAAGUGAGACUCAAGAGAAAUUAGGUCACCUGUGUGAGAUUAUACAGCCAGGCUAAUAAAUAGAGCCAAGACCCAAGCCUAGGUUUAUCUCUGAGCUCCCACAUGUAACCACUCUGAUAAUGUUCUUUCUUGAGAUAUCCUUGGCACAAUUUCUGGGCUGGUUUCCUCAACUAUAUUAUAAUAGAUACCAUUUUCUCUUACUUUCAAAUUUCCCCUGCCAUUUAAAAGACAAAAAACAAAUUACAUAUAACCGUGCCUCUGAAAUGUCUUAUCUCACCUACAGGAGUCUGACUUGUGAAAACCUAGAAGGUUAAGAGUCUGCCAACAUGUACUCUCCUGCCAGUCCCAAAAUCCUAUACAGGAACCCUCGGUUCCUCAGGUUAGCUUUUCUGCAGCUUCAUAACCAGCAGCAGAGUGGUGUGUUCUGUGAUGUCCUUCUGCAGGCAGAAGGUGAGGCAGUUCCAGCUCACUGCUGCAUCCUGUCGGCUUGUAGCCCCUUCUUCACAGAGCGCCUGAAGCGGGAGAGGCCCACUCAGAAUCAGAAGGUGGUGCUGGAGCUGGGUGGCCUGAAGAUCAGGACACUUAGGAAGCUGGUGGACUUCCUGUAUACCUCAAAAAUGGAAGUAUCUCAAGAAGAAGCCCAGGAUGUGCUAUCUGCUGCCCGUCAGCUCCGUGUGUCUGAGCUGGAAUCCCUUCAGCUAGAGGGUGGAAAGUUAGUUAAGGCCCCACAGGGCCGAAGACUCAACCGAGAGUGCUUACAACCAACAAGUGUUGCACCAAUCUCAGCUAGAGUGGUGACACCCAGCCACCAUUCUCAGACGGCACUGCCUGCUACUCAGACUCUUUGUCCUCUUGGGGCAGUAAGAUUGAAGUCUUUGGGGAAAGAAGAGGAGCCCCAGGAGAACAACCGACAGAAUUCAGACAAUUUGUCUGGCACUAUUUUCAAGAGGAAGGCCAAAGCCUGCCCAGCUCCGCAAGAAGCAAGCUCUUCGCCAUCAAGCCACAGUCAAGGGCCUAGAGAGAGCAAAAAUGACACUGCCCUUAAUCCUACAGUGCUCUCCCCACCCAGCUUGUACCCCUCUGUGGACAGACACCUGUUGCCCAGAAAGAUCAGGCUAAGUCGCUCAAAGCCAUUGCCUGAUAUCUGUACAUCAAAGCCUUCCAGCAUUUUAAGUGGAUCUAGCGCAGUGCCUGCAACCCCUGGCCGGCGUCUUUGGCGGCAGAGGAGUGUAAGUAAAGAAGCACCAGAGAACAAGCCAAAAGCAGGGAGAGCUAGUCCUCUAAAGAGCAUCCCAAGCCCAUCCAGUCUUGGAAAGACAGGUGGGAGCAAGAAGCGUAGCCCUGAUGUCAGGGCACCUAAUUCAGAGUCUGCAGAGGAAGGGCAGGUUGGGAGAGUUAAACUUAGGAAGAUUGUCAAUGGGACUUGCUGGGAAGUGGUGCAAGAGCCUCCCCUCAAAAACUCUCAAGAUAGUCCCCAGAUCCCAGAUCCCGGAGGAGUCUUCAAAGAGCCUUCAGGAACUCAGCAAUCCUCUGGUAAUGAGCAGGAAAUGUCAUCUACUAGAACAGAACUGUGUCAGGACUCCCCCGUAUGCUCUAAGAUACAAGACAUUCUGGUCUCUGCUAGUGAGUCCCCAGACCAUCCAGUGGUGAAGUCAGAGUUUGGGUCCAGUCCAGAACUGGUAAAGAAGGACCCUAUGUUGGCUAUUGACUGCAGAGAGCCCUAUGCAUUUGACACAGGCCUGCUGGAGCAGCCCUGUGAGGCUGAGGAGUACCGAAUCACAAGUGCUGCUGCCACCAGUGAGCUGGAGGACAUCCUGGACUUCAUGCUCUGUGGCUCAAACAUUGAACCACCUGGAGGGUCUCUGGAGAGUCCCAGGGCUGAGGGCUGCAGAACCCCUACCUACCAUCUGACAGAAACAGGAAAGAACUGGAUUGAAGGGGAAGAAUGGUGUUUACCAGACAUGGAUCUCUGGUCCAGGGAGCUCACAGAAUUGGAAAAGGAACCUACUGGUGAGAACAAAGAGCCAACAGAGCUCCUUAGCUCCCUUGUCAUGCCCUCUGAGGUGAGUGGAGAGGUGCUUUCGGUAGGAAGCCCUUGGACACCAGACCUUGAAAUUACUAGCUCCCCACCACUGGAUGGUCAGGAAGACAAACUUAACCAUGUCAGCUCCCUUGACCCUCCCCAGAGGUCUAAUGGGGACCUCUCACCUCCCUGCUCAAACUGGGUGGAGACUGGACUGGAAGUCUCCCUGACUACAGAUGAGUUAUUGUACCCUUCUCCCAAGGCAGGCAAAGAGGUAUCCAGUCACUAUAAACUACUAGGCUCACUUCCUGCCAGCUCUGAAGAGGAAGAGAUUGAUGUGGUGGACUGGACAGCAGAGGGGAAGCUGGUACCCACUAGUGUUCCCUCUGUAUGGCCUGACCCUUCCUCAGAGUCAGAAACAGAGGUAGAUAUACUAACAUAGUGGAGGGGGGAGGGGGCAGGUUAGGGGCACUGGGAGGGUGGGAAGGGUUAGCUAGCAAAACACUUACUGGCAGAGAAGCUGGCACAUACCUUGUCCUCUUGGCAUAAGAGGCAGAUGUACCCCUGGCUCUUUGUAGGUCUCUUCCUCCCCUCCCUAAGCCUGGUGAGCCAGGGAGAAGCCAAGGGUACAGUAGAUAGAAAACUAUGAAUUUGAACCUUCUUCUUUGUAAUCUGUUUUCCAGUUAGUGACAACUGAAACUGCAUGCUCCCCAAUUCCAGUAGGUCAUAGGUAAGAGCCAAGGCCAGGUCUCUCAGGUCAUAAGGCAUCUAGUCAAUUUAGGAAAAGCUGAGAAAGAACACCCUCUGUGGUGGGGUACUGUGUAAGAAAAUGUUCCAGAGGAAGGUGUGAAGCAGUGUUGGGUGGAAUACUAAGUGGGUGGAAGUGAUGGAUACUGUCCAGCACCUAACAUGGGGUUUAUUCACUGCCAGUAUUGAGAAGUCUAGCUAAAACCUCUGCAGGGGCCAAGAAGAUGUACUUCAUCAUUACUUCCAAAAAGUAAGUUGAAAAAAAUAUAGUUGCUUUUUAAAAAAAU